AUGAUAGUUCAUCUUUUCAAUGCACAACUUGAACCUGCAGUUAGUGUUGGAACUGUUGGUUCGUCAGAAGCAAUAAUGUUGGCUGGAUCAAAGCUACCGUGGUUCCAAACAUACACUCCAAUUCAUGUGAAUGCGGCGAGUGGCGGAUUCAUUGCACCAUUUCUUUACCAAGAAACAAAUUCAUCUUCCACAAUAACUACCUUGGAGCUGAUCAACUCACCUUCACUCUCAACUUCUCCAAAACUUAAACCUGAUGAUUGUACUGAUUUGUUUCAUAAUAAAUCCAAUGCAGGUUCUAGUCAAGUUAUUGCUCUACUAAUUCGUUUGGGUCAUAAAGAGGGAUAUAGAAAUGUGAAUGAAAACUGCAGAGACAACAUGAUGGUACUUAAGGAGGGACUAGAGAAAACGGGUCAGUUUGACAUUGUAUCCAAAGAUGAUGGUGUACCAUUAGUCGCCUUCACUUUGAGGGACCACGGCGGAUUUAAUGAAUUCCAAAUCUCUGACAUGCUGAGGCGCUUCGGUUGGAUGGUGCCAGCCAUGUCGGCAGAUGCACAGCACGUGACAGUUUUCCGUGUUGUGAUCAGGGAGGACUUUCCGUGUACCUUUGCAGAUCGUCUUGUUAUCAACAUCACCAAGGUGCUCCACGAGCUGGAUUUUCUUCCUGCAAAGGUAAUCAGUAGCAACACUGUAACACUUACAGCUGAAAAAGAUGAUGAUGAUGCAAACAAUGGGGGCAAUGUAAUGAUUUGUAAGAAGUGUUCUGGAGACCCAAAGGUAAAUCACUACAGCUUGGAAGAAAUUUGUGAUAGAGAGGAAGAAGAUGAAUGGUGUUUGUUAGAAUCUUGUUUUAUUGAAGCUAUAUAUGGGAGAGUUUAUAAUUUUUUUAUAUAUAUAAAUUAGGCAGUAUAUAUAUGAGUAACUCAAGCCAUUUCUCUAAUCCAGAUUUUGAUUGAUGUGAAAACCUACUAUAUGUGUGUGCUCUCAACUCCAAGUUAUUCUUAUAUACCCAAAAAAUUGUUUAA
Cicer arietinum (chickpea) is the source of this 1022-nucleotide messenger RNA. Its product is annotated as glutamate decarboxylase 1-like. Gene Ontology annotation, biological process: L-glutamate catabolic process. The record is from RefSeq and is a predicted model, not a curated record. Gene Ontology annotation, cellular component: cytosol. Gene Ontology annotation, molecular function: glutamate decarboxylase activity; pyridoxal phosphate binding. NCBI's taxonomy places the organism in Eukaryota, Viridiplantae, Streptophyta, Magnoliopsida, Fabales, Fabaceae.